GCAAAGAAGAAAACCGGAAACUGCUUCGACGUCAUUCGUGCGCAUGGAGAUAUAAAAGUAGUGGUAAACAGCUAGCAUAUAGAAAGGAUAAAAUGGACGCACAGAAAGAUCUACAGCCGCCCAAACAACAACCGAUGAUCUACAUCUGUGGAGAAUGUCACACUGAGAAUGAAAUUAAAGCUCGUGAUCCCAUCAGAUGCAGAGAGUGUGGCUACAGGAUCAUGUACAAGAAGAGAACAAAGAGAUUGGUUGUAUUUGAUGCCCGGUGAAGAGGAGAAGACAGAUUUGACUUUUGUUGUUUUUCACCGUUUUUUGUAGUGCAUCACCAUGUAAAUAAACAGUUUCUGAAGCCUGG
Molecule: messenger RNA, 355 nt
Organism: Poeciliopsis prolifica (blackstripe livebearer)
Lineage: Eukaryota; Metazoa; Chordata; Actinopteri; Cyprinodontiformes; Poeciliidae
Gene: polr2k
Product: RNA polymerase II, I and III subunit K
Exons: 4
Coding region: 93-269 (58 amino acids)
Biological process (GO): DNA-templated transcription
Cellular component (GO): RNA polymerase I complex; RNA polymerase II, core complex; RNA polymerase III complex
Molecular function (GO): DNA-directed RNA polymerase activity; DNA binding; zinc ion binding
Source: RefSeq, a predicted model, not a curated record